AUGGCGCCCGAGAAACGGAACCAAUUCCUUGAUGCCGAGGACAGUGACGAUGGUGCCGUCCAGGACAACUCUGAAGACGAACUGCAAAAGGGUGGACGCACGGCAAAGAGGCGGAAAGUAGAAGAUGACAGCGAUCUGGACAACGAAGGGUCCAGUGAUGAGGGCUCAGAUGUCGAGGGCCGCGAUAACGAACCUGAACAAGUCGAGAGCACCAAGCUACGAAAGCCAGACUCUGGGAAGAAGAGUCGGGGGGAGACACGGCCGAGGAAAGACAGUGACACACAGCCUGACGACAUCCUACAAGUCAAAUCCUUGUUGAAGAAGAAUCCUGUCGCCACAGAAGCCGCCAUCAAAAAGUCUGGCGUCAUAUACAUCUCGCGCAUCCCGCCGUUUAUGAAACCCCACAAGCUGCGAUCCCUCCUGUCAAAUUACGGCACGAUCAACCGCAUCUUCCUCGCCCCCGAAGACCCGAUGGCACACCAACGGCGGGUACGCAAUGGAGGCAACAAGAAGAAAAUGUACACCGAGGGCUGGGUGGAGUUCGUGAACAAGAAAGACGCCAAGGACGUGUGCGCGAUGCUGAACGCGCAGACGAUCGGCGGCAAGAAGGGGAGCUACUACAGGGACGACAUAUGGACGCUGAAGUACCUGAAUGGGUUCAAGUGGCACCACCUGACGGAGCAGAUCGCGGCGGAGAGCGCGGAAAGGAGCAGCCGCAUGAUGGCGGAGCUCCAGAGGGAGAAGAAGGGGAACAAGGAGCUCGUGGAGAGGGUCGAGAGGGCGAAGAUGCUGGAUGGCAUACAGAGCAAGAAGGCCCAGAAGGGGAGCACGCAUGACAGGGAAGCGGAGUCUCCUGCACCCGCGCCUACGUCAACGGUCGAAACGACUGGUUCCGAGAAGCCCAGGAAGUUCAAGCAGAACUCGCUGGCGCAGAAGAAGGCGACUUCAUCAGCUCAGCCGCAGAAGGCGAGCAAGGCUCUCAGCAAGGUUUUCUAA
Molecule: messenger RNA, 996 nt
Organism: Diaporthe citri
Lineage: Eukaryota; Fungi; Ascomycota; Sordariomycetes; Diaporthales; Diaporthaceae
Exons: 1
Coding region: 1-996 (331 amino acids)
Biological process (GO): endonucleolytic cleavage in 5'-ETS of tricistronic rRNA transcript (SSU-rRNA, 5.8S rRNA, LSU-rRNA); endonucleolytic cleavage in ITS1 to separate SSU-rRNA from 5.8S rRNA and LSU-rRNA from tricistronic rRNA transcript (SSU-rRNA, 5.8S rRNA, LSU-rRNA); small-subunit processome assembly
Cellular component (GO): nucleolus
Molecular function (GO): RNA binding
Source: RefSeq, a predicted model, not a curated record